AUGGCUCCAAAGAGGACAAAAUGUACAGAUCGUGCUCAGGAUCAAACCAGUAACUCAAAAAAGCAGGAGGCUCAUCAACAGGAGUAUGUGAUCUAUGUCUCAACAACAUCAUCUAAUAAAAAGAGGUUAACAGGAGAAUUAACCACUAUGAUGUUGCCUAACGUUCGAAGACAUUGGAUCCAGCAACAAGUUAGUAAUACAAGAAAAAAUAGUGAUUCAAAAACUGACGAAGGAGACGUUAACAAAAAACUGUGA
Molecule: messenger RNA, 255 nt
Organism: Racocetra persica
Lineage: Eukaryota; Fungi; Glomeromycota; Glomeromycetes; Diversisporales; Gigasporaceae
Source: the annotation of a GenBank genome assembly